AUACCAUUGAAAGCGUCCACACGAGAUAAACAAAGAUGAGGGGUUUCUCUAAAUUACUAGAAGGAAUUGUUAAAUAUAACUUAUUUGAUAAGAAACAUACUUUAUUUCAAUUAAAAUUAUAUGGAGAAAAUCCAGAUCCUUUGUCCUUGAUGUUCAGCUGUAUGGACAGCCGGGUGGUGUCUACCAAGUUUACAAAUAGUGAUUUAGGUGACAACUACAUUGUGAAGAAUGCAGGCAAUUUUGUGCCCUAUCCAGAUGAUCUCGAACAAAUUGCCAACACGACUACUGCUGCUGGUGCCCUGGAGUUGACCUGCGUAAGACAGAAAAUCCGACACGUGGUGGUGGCAGGACAUUCAGAUUGUAAAGCAAUGCGGCUACUCUAUGAUCUCAGAAAGCAGAUGGAUGCAAAAACAGGCUCCCCAUUAGAACUCUGGAUCAAAAAGAACGGCUGGAGGACCAUAGAGAAGUUUCAAUACUUGAAAGAAGAAAAUAGCUUCACUGGCCCUGUUCCUUUUAUGCAAGAGAGUGAGAACACUAAGUUUAAAAUUACCAUAGAUCCUGGGCAGCAGUUCAACAUAGUGGACAAACUUUCACAGGUAAACUGUAUACAGCAGUUAGAAAACAUUGCUGCCUAUCCAUUUCUCAAAGAGAGGCUGAGCCAAAAUGACUUGCUGCUACAUGCGUUCUGGUAUGACAUUCACUCCGGCAACGUGUUUCUGCUCAGUAGAGAGCGACAGCGUUUCGUUGAAGUGAACGAGCGAAGCUACUUCGGUCUCAUGCAAGAAGUCAAAAACCGAGCUAGUGCGAAAAUACUGUCAGAAUCUUAAAAGGACAUGUUCACAGAUUUUCAUGUUUUUAGAUAAGUGCCAAUACAUGUAUUUACUUACAAAUUUUUUAUCUAUUUAAUAAUAGAAAAUAAUUAUAAAAUCAACAACAAAUGUUAAAUAUGAAAUAUUACUUGCUCUAGGCCUCAAUAGGAAGAUGUUAAGAAGCAAAAUCUGAUGCUCUUCCAUUCGACCAUGCAGAGUUUUAAAAUCUGUCAAGUAUUUUAAAUGCUAUGUAAGUCAUCCAUCUAUUUCUCAAAAUAUUUAUGAUUAUUUUACAAUUUUUUAUUGAUUUUUCAUUAAUGAACCAAUUAUUUUACCUAGUCAGGAGUGUAAUUUCGAUUGUUAUAAAAUUAAGUAUACAUUCAUGUUUGAAUCAAAUACAAUUUGUUUUUAAUUGUCUCAUUUCCAUACUGCUACAAGACCAUUUAAGACACAUUUGUUUGUAUAAGAAACGCCCGGUGAUAAAUCAUAUCAAAGUCACAUGUUAAGUACUUAAACUACCGGUAAGUUUUAUUGAUGCAUUAAAAAUUUAUUACUAAAUCAUAGGAGAAAUUAAAUGAUAAUUUGGCUGAGAAACAGCCAGCCUGACAAAGAUCAUCAAGGUUAUAACCAAUCAAUUACCGGUAACAGUGUGGUUGUGACAAAAAGUGAAUAUUCUAUUGGCAAUAGUGCCAUUUAAGAUACAUACAUGGAUGUGUUAUCAGUAUGUGUCUGAAUUAGCAUGUUUUAGCAUUGUUCAUGUGUUGCCAGACAGAGUUAUUAUAUUUGUUUAUCUGGCCAGACCUCGAUUUAUAUAUGUAUUAAUAAUUGGUUACCGGUAUGUUUCUUCUGUUUUGAUUUGAUCUUGUAAAUGACUGGUCUCUUUUUAGAUGAUUUUUAUACGAUAAUUAGUCAUAUUUUCAAUCGCAAAAAGUAUCUUUGUUUCCCAAAUGCAGUCAAAAAAAUCCAAAUUGAUGGUUUGACUUUCUAGAGUUGUAACCUAUAGAAAUAUAGAGUUUAAACUUUGAAGAUUCAAUAUCCAUAUACUGAGUAAGUAAUAUCUUUAUGUUCACUAUUUUCUUUUUUAUGUAAGAUGUAUGUAUUCAUUUUUCUCAAAUUUACAAUGCAAUUGAUAAUACUUUUUUAUAUUUAAAUAGUAAGAAGCAAAAAUUUUCAAAUUCACAGGUAAAGGUCAUGUUCCCAAAAUGGUGAGAAAGUCUGGGGCUGUAGCCUGAUACUCAUAAAGC
Messenger RNA from Dreissena polymorpha, 2053 nucleotides. RefSeq names its product beta carbonic anhydrase 1-like. NCBI's taxonomy places the organism in Eukaryota, Metazoa, Mollusca, Bivalvia, Myida, Dreissenidae. The record is from RefSeq and is a predicted model, not a curated record. Bases 36 to 827 code for a protein of 263 amino acids. The transcript is spliced from 4 exons. Gene Ontology annotation, molecular function: carbonate dehydratase activity; zinc ion binding.